UUGAGCUGGCGGAUGUGGUUCUGUUUAUAGCUACUCUUGUAGAUCUUUUUACCUUAAUGUUUUUGUUUUGUUUCGGUUUUAGUCUUUCUCUUACAUGUGGUACCGCUGUAUUGCGAACUCCAGAAUACGAAGUAUACAAAGCCGUGUCCUGAGUGAAGCUGGUGUGGUGCAGGAUGCGGGAUUAGCUGCUUCAGGGCGCCGCAUGGAGGUUGUUCUGCACAACUUGGAGAGCACUGUGGAGCUGCUUGCCGUGUCGCAGACUGACUCUGUGGCUGAGUGGGACGGUGAGACAGUGGACAGGGCGUUUCGGUGGGCACAAUACUGCGAACAUCUUCACACUCGCUUCCACACAAACCCGUCGGUCCGUGGCUCUUUAGAGAGCCGCCUGCGCGAGACUAACCAGCUGCUGGCGCACACGUUCACCGGGUAUCGCGGUCUGACUCUGUCUGAUCUGGCGCAGUGCCGCCACAGGCUGCUUGUUGGUCUGUUAAAAAACCCCGCGACUCCACACCCUGUUAUUAAAUUACUUUUGGGUAAGUUUGGACUUGGGGCUGAAGAUGCUGAAGGUGACCAGCAUGUUGACGUCAGUGGUCUCAGCGCGUGCAGGUCAGCGUGUAAACUCCUGGGCGACUUCACACUGAACCGGAAGAGUGAUUUUGGCCUCUCUGCUGGCACACAGGUUCACUGCACGAUGCUCUUACAGCGCAUCCAGGUCCUACAGAGCCACCCAGGCAACCAGGCAUACGCUACAAAGUUCCUGGAUUGUUUGCGGGAGGACAGUGGAGAAGGACAGGACAGCUUUCUGACACUUAUAGCAACUGCCCUGCUGUCAACAGACACCACGAGUGAUUACACUGCAGCUCAAGACUUUCUGCUCGACUGGUUAGAAGGACAUGUUGGCUUGCUGCACAGCAUGUGUUUGUCUUUACCUCCUGAACUGUGCACCAGACUUUCUCAACGAUGGCCGAAAUUUAGGCUUGCUUAUUGGGACAGUUUGAAAAAGUCAGCCUCCUCCUUGGUGUAUGAUGUGAGCAGUGGAUUAUGGAUACAGCCUUGUGACAAUGCAGUGGCAUCAUUUCCGACACUCACAGAACGGUUGAAGUCCUUAUGGAGCUCGGGUUCACCAUUAAAAGAUGAGACUGAAGAACAGUUGGUCACUCUGAAACAGGCUGAUGGGGACUUUGAGGUUGAGGGACUGAGUGUGUGGACAGAUCUGCUUGUACAGCUCAUGUGAAAGCUGUGUGUCCCUCUCGAAUUGUUACAGACCAAGAUGAAGGCAGUGGUGUGGUUAGAUAGCAGACAGGGGGAGACAGCGUUCUUUAACAGAUCUGCACAUUCUCUCCGACUGCAGAGCUGCAAUAUUACCAAAUUUACUGUCAGAACAACACGUACUGUAAUCUUAUUUGUGUCUUAAAAUGUAAUAAAAGAUCCAUUUUAUUUACAUAAUUGUUUAUUCCCAGCAGCUAUGCUGAAUAUAAUGUAAAUUAUUAUUAUUCCUGUUGAAUGUAUUGUAUUAUAACCUCAAAACUGAUGCAGAUAAUCUACUUUAAAACCGAUUAUAUUUCUCUUGAAUCAGAGUAUUUGAUUCCUUCCACAUUUCUUAAUUAAGAUUAAGUGCUGCGACAGAUGGCGGCAUCACUUGUUGCCUUGGAAACGGUUAGCAUUAGGCAUCUGCGUCCAUCUCAAAUGGAAAGGAUAGCCUGAAUGGUGAAUGUGCACAGUUCCUAAAUAGGUCCCUUGAGGAUACACUGACCUGUGAUUUAGUUAGAUUUCCUCAGCUUCGCACAUUAGGACAGGAGAGAGAGAGAGUGAGCAUUUGGAUUUGGUGAUUAAUAAUUUAUGUGGUCACUUAAUCCUGUCAGGACAUCCACAAUCAGAUCAGCUUGCUGCUAACGUGAACAAAGUAGUUCAUGGAAAAGCCAGCCUUUAUGAGAUUUCAAUAUUAAAUAAUUUUGUCAAAUGAGUUCUUCACAUGAAUUAGCUUUCAUGAAUCCUCUUGUACAAGAGACCAGGUCAGUGACUGUGAGUAAGAUAAUUACACUUUAUUAGAGAGGAACCCAGACAGGUGAGUGGAACUAAUGCUCACUGAACUACUGUCAUGAUGUGGAUCCCUGCAUUAGCUGUAAUAUUUCAGAAAGACUGAGGGAAAUGACAACAAUGUAAUUAAGUAUUCAGUGGUUAAAAUAAUCUUGCUGUUUCUUUUAUAACAGGUAAAAUGCCUGAUUUUUAGUUGCUGUUGUAUCUCAGACUCUUGCAGAUGAGAUGGAAUUUUUUUUUCCUUUCUUGUCCUGGAAACCAUGGAAACGUGUGUUCUCAGCAAUGGUAUGUAGCGAGACAGCAGCAGAAGGCCAGUGAAAAAACUGAUUUAGCAUGCAUAAACUAUGAAAUUGCUGAUGAGAUGCUGUCCUUGCAACAGGAAUACAUGAGGGACUUUUUUUGGCAGUCAUAAUUUUUGCAACCCCCUUUUUUGGAAGCCUUCAUAUUCAUGGGCUUAGACAUUUUCAUUCUCAUUUUCAUGUGUUUGAGGUCUUCCAGGACUAUGAUAGCUGGUUGGUUGGUCUUAGCCCAUGUAGUUUUGUGUAGAAUUUUAGAAUUAUAUUAAUCUUGUAGUGUUUAGUGGGUUGUAAAGAGAGUGUCUUUUUCAUCUACAACAGUGCUUAUAAUACCGUGCUGUGAAAAAGUAUUUUUCCUGAUUUCUUCUGUUUUUGUGUAUAUCAUACUAAAUAGUUUGAGAUCUUCAAACAAAAUACAACAUAAAAGCAACCUGAGUAAACAUACAAUACAGUUUUAUUUAUUAUUUUUUUUACUGAAGCAAAAAAGUUAUCCAACACCUAUCACAAUGUGAACGACUAAUUGCCCCCUUAAACUUAAAAUCUGGUUGUACCAUCUUUAGCAGCAAUAACUGAAACCAAAUGCUUUAGAUAACGAGAUCAGUCUUUCAUUUACUUCUAUAACUAGGAUUUACUCCUAUGCUUUGGAUCAUUGUCUUGCUGCAUAAUCCAGUCCUGUGUUUGAGUUUCAACUUACAGACUGAAGACCGGACAUUCUCCUUUAGGAUUUUCUGGUAGAGAGCAGAAUUCAUGUUUCCCUCGAUUACUACAAGUUUCCCAGGCUCUGAAGCACCAAAGCAUCCCCACACCAUCACACUACCACCACCAUGCUUGACCGUAGGUAUGAUGUUCUUUUAGUGGAAUUCUGUGUUUGGUUUUAUGCUAGAUGUAACGGGAUCCCUGUCUUCCAGACAGUUCACU
Messenger RNA from Ictalurus furcatus (blue catfish), 3251 nucleotides. RefSeq names its product FA complementation group F (gene fancf). Gene Ontology annotation, cellular component: Fanconi anaemia nuclear complex. Gene Ontology annotation, biological process: interstrand cross-link repair. The record is from RefSeq and is a predicted model, not a curated record. NCBI's taxonomy places the organism in Eukaryota, Metazoa, Chordata, Actinopteri, Siluriformes, Ictaluridae. The transcript has a single exon. Bases 95 to 1234 code for a protein of 379 amino acids.